Molecule: messenger RNA, 1038 nt
Organism: Metschnikowia bicuspidata var. bicuspidata NRRL YB-4993
Lineage: Eukaryota; Fungi; Ascomycota; Pichiomycetes; Serinales; Metschnikowiaceae
Exons: 1
Coding region: 1-1038 (345 amino acids)
Biological process (GO): NADPH regeneration
Cellular component (GO): cytoplasm
Molecular function (GO): oxidoreductase activity; nucleotide binding
Source: RefSeq, a predicted model, not a curated record
AUGACUUUGAACGUUGGCAUUGUUGGAACAGGGAUUUUUGCUUCCAGUGCACACUUGCCUGUGAUUCAGGCUAUUGAUAACCUUAGGCCUGUGGCCGCUUACAACAGAACCAAGAGCAAGGCGGAUACAUUUGCCGCACAAGCUGGGAUUGCGCCUGAAAAUGUUUACGGAGAUCUCGAAGAACUUCUUGAAAACCCAGAUAUCGAUUUCAUCGAUGCUUUGUUACCCGUUCAAAACAAUGUUGACAUUGUCAAGAGCGCAAUCAAGCACAACAAGCCGAUCAUGUUUGAGAAGCCUAUUGCCGCUAAUAUGAAGCAAGCCAGAGAAAUUGUGGAGCUUGCGGCAUCUACAGAUUUGCCUAUUGGGAUCUUGGAACAAUGGGCUUUCUUCAGUAGCAUUGCCCAAAUGAAGGAUAUCUUGUCCCGCAUCGGAAAUAUCCAGUCAUUCACCUACAAGGCGACUGGGCCAUGGAAUUCCAAUAACAAAUACUUGGCUACUGCUUGGAGACAAAAGCCUGAACAUAUCGGCGGCUAUUUGAGUGAUGGCGGUGUCCACCAGUUGGCGCUACUCACCGAAAUUUUGGGAAAUGUUGAGUAUAUCAGUGGCCAUACGAAACAAGUUAGAAAAGAGAGCGGCACGGACGAUAUCUUGUUUUCAACCUUGAAGUUGACCUCGGGUAUCAUCGGCACUUUUACCUAUGGCUCUGCCUUCGGUGCUACUGAAAAAAGUACCAGCUUAAUCGUUUAUGGAGAUAAUGGUUCGAUUACGUACGACUUCUCUCCUUCUUUGCCAAAGCCCACAAUUACCUACCAGACAGGCGCCAACGCUCUGGAGGCCUCUGACAAGAUUGUUCUUCAGGUGGAUGAAGUAAACGCCAUUGAAGAAGAGUUCAAAAACUUUGCAACCGCUGUGGAGGCCAAGGAUAAAUCGCUUGUAACUGUGCCUCCAGCAAAGGCGUUCCAUCACUUGGCCAUCAUUGCAGCUGCGCUUGAGUCUUCCCAAAACAAUGGCUCUAGUGUGAAAGUUGAGACUCUUUAG